AUGUCCUUUAAAAACAAGCAGUCUCAUAAGAUUUUCAGCAGUGCAGUAAACUCAAGGAUUCAUGGCAGAGUCCACACUGGGGAAAAACCUCAUGAAUGUAAAGAGUAUGGCAAAUGUUUUAGCAUAGCAAGAAACCUAAGGACUCAUGAAAGAGUUCACACUGGUGAAAAGCCAUUUGAAUGUAAACAGUGUGACAAGUGUUUUAGUCAAAAAGCACAACUAAAGAUUCAUGAAAGAGUUCACACUGGGGAGAAGCCUUUUGAAUGUAAACAGUGUGGCAAGUGUUUUAGUCAGGUGGGACAUCUAAGGAUUCAUGGAAGAAUUCACACUGGAGAAAAGCCAUUUGAAUGUAAACAGUGUGACAAGUGUUUUGGUCGAAAAGCACAACUAAAGAUUCAUGAAAGAGUUCACACUGGGGAGAAGCCUUUUGAAUGUAAACAGUGUGGCAAGUUUUUUAGUCAGGUGGGACAUCUAAGGAUACAUGAAAGAAUUCACACUGGGGAAAAGCCUUAUGAAUGUACACAAUGUGGAAAGUGUUUUACAGUAUCAAGCAGACUGAAGGAUCACAAACUAUUUCACACUGGGGAAAAGCCUUUUGAAUGUAAACAGUGUGGCAAGUGUUUUAGUCAAGUGAGACAUCUAAGGAUUCAUGGAAGAAUUCACACUAGAGAAAAACCCUAUGAAUGUAAACAGUGUGGCAAGUGUUUUAGUGUUGCAGGAAACCUAAGGGCUCAUGAAAGAGCCCACACUGGGGAAAAGCCUUAUGAAUGCAAACACUGUGGCAAGUGUUUUAGUCGUACAAGCUGUUUAAAGAUACAUGAAAGAAUUCACACUGGGGAAAAGCCUUAUGAAUGUAAACAGUGUGGCAAGUGUUUCAGGCAAGCAGGAGAUCUAACACGUCACGAAAGAGGUCACACUGGUGAAAAGCAUUAUGAAUGUAAACAGUGUGGCACGUUUUUUAGCCGAGUAGGAUACCUAACACGUCAUGAAACAGUUCAUACUGGGGAAAAGCCUUAUGAAUGUAAACAGUGUGGCAAAUGUUUUAGUGAAGUAGGAUCCCUAAGGACUCACGAAAGAGUUCACACUGGGGAAAAGCCUUAUGAAUGUAGACAGUGUGGCAAGUGUUUUAGUCAAACAGGAAACUUAAGAGCACACGAAAAAAAACAC
Messenger RNA from Porites lobata, 1167 nucleotides. The record is from the annotation of a GenBank genome assembly. Lineage: Eukaryota; Metazoa; Cnidaria; Anthozoa; Scleractinia; Poritidae.